This is a messenger RNA of Lycium ferocissimum, 931 nucleotides long. Its product is annotated as mitochondrial outer membrane protein porin of 36 kDa-like. Gene Ontology annotation, molecular function: voltage-gated monoatomic anion channel activity. Gene Ontology annotation, cellular component: mitochondrial outer membrane. Gene Ontology annotation, biological process: monoatomic anion transmembrane transport. The record is from RefSeq and is a predicted model, not a curated record. The coding region runs from base 105 to 854 and encodes 249 amino acids. Lineage: Eukaryota; Viridiplantae; Streptophyta; Magnoliopsida; Solanales; Solanaceae. The transcript is spliced from 5 exons.
UCUUGUUAUUACCUUGCUUGCACAUAUCAUAUUCAAACAUAAUCUUAUAAAGGAAGGAUCAACUAACAGGUUAGGAUCUCAAUUUUGGGGCCAAGAAAAACACAAUGAGCAAGCAGCCAGGCAUUUAUUCUGAUAUUGGCAAAAAUGCAACAGAUCUUCUGUAUGGAGAUCAUAUCAGGCAAUCUCCAAUUCGCUAUCAGAACAAUUGGCUUGAUUUUUUGAGCUUAUACUUCAAGUGUCAAGUUAGUGGCAUUGUACCUGGGCUAAGUACACUUCUCAAGUUGCAUAUACCAGAUCAGAGGCCUGGUAAUGUGGAAGUGCAGUACAUGAAUAAUUAUUUUGGAGUUGCAACAGGCAUCAGUUUGGCAAAAAGUCCCCUGUUAACUCUAUCUGGUGUCACAGGAAUUGGGUUUUUUAGCAUUGGUUCAGAGAUAUCUUUCGAUACAGCAACCAAAACACUGACCGAAUAUAAUGCUGGUUUGAACGUCAAUACUGACAUUCUCACUGCUUCACUCACCCUGAGCGAUAAAGCUGAUACUUUGAGAGCUCACUUUUACCGGCCAAUUCGACCCUUAACAAGCACUGGGGUUGCAGCGGAGAUAACGCAUAGGUUCAUCAGCAAACAGCCGACUCUAACACUAGGAGCUCAGCAUUGUCUGUUUCCUUUCAUGCUGAUUAAAGCUCGAGUUACAAGUGAUGGCAGUUUGGGUGCUCUUGUCCAAAACAAUAUUUUCUCAACAGUCUUUCUGAGUAUCGCAACAGAGUUGAAUGUCAUGGAUGCUAGGAAUACUGCGAAACUGGGGUUCUCACUCGCCCUUAACUUUAAGCGUACCAGAGGCGAACCUAGGAUUUGAAGUUUCUGGCUACCCUUCACUUACCAGAGAACUCACAAUCCAUUUAUGCUACUAUGCUUGCAAUUUAUUAUAGUUUU